This is a messenger RNA of Scutellospora calospora, 339 nucleotides long. NCBI's taxonomy places the organism in Eukaryota, Fungi, Glomeromycota, Glomeromycetes, Diversisporales, Gigasporaceae. The record is from the annotation of a GenBank genome assembly.
AUGACACCAGUUCAAGCACUUGGAUUUUUAACAGGGUUCUUUAACUAUUUUAAACAAUUAAACAUUAAUAUAUGUGAAUGUGGAAUAGAUGCGACUUGGCUUGAACUUUACAUAUUAUAUGCAGAAAUUGAUAGUUCUGAAUAUCCGAUUGCAUAUCUGUUUUUAGAAAGUAACAGCAAAUCUAGAAAUAGAAUACAAACAGAUACUAUUUUAACCUUUCUUAAUGAAAUUAAGCUACAAGGUUUAUUGCCUGAAUUCAUAUUGACAGAUAAAGAUUUUACACAGAUUUCUGCAAUCCGUUUUACUUGGCCAAAUGCUAAGAUUCAAUUGUAUCACUAG